AUGAAGUAUGUGAAGCUUCCUAAGUGCAAGCUCGAGCAAGAUGAGUUGUUGUUCCCUCCAUCGGAAUCCGGCAAUUGGAGGGAAACAAUAUGUGACAAAGAAGGUGCACAAAAGAUACACAAGAGCCAAAAAAUGGGUGUAGGCAUAUCAGUCUUCUUAGGGAUAAAAGCAACAGUACUGUUCCUCAUCUUCGUCUCUCUUCAAAAUCUUGACUUCACUUUAUUGUCGUUGCCAUUUUUGUUUACUAGUGGCGAGGAGCCUUAUAAUGAGAUUUGUGAGGGUGUUUAUGUUGGUGGGUGGCCUUUUUCUGUUGAUAAAUUGCCACCUGGUAAUCCUGCUAUUAUAGAUUGUACUUGUGAGUUUCCAAGAAAAGAGGAGUUUAAAGGUCAUCCUUAUCUGUGUGUUCCAACCUGGGAUACUAGGGCACCUCAGCCUGGAGAGAUUGAAUCUGCUGUCAGGUGGGCUUGCAGGAAAAGAGCUCAGAAUAGGCCUAUUUUCAUUCACUGUGCUUAUGGUCAUGGAAGAAGUGUUGCGGUGGCGUCCGCACUGCUGGUGGCUUUAGGCGUGGUGGAAGAUUGGAAAAAGGCUGAGCAGUUCAUAAGAGAAAGACGACCUUGUAUUUCAAUGAACUCCGUCCAUCACAAUGCCUUGGAAGAAUGGUCAAAGCACCGGCUAUCUAUUCCUAAGAGAAAUGAAGUAAUGAAUGAAAGUUCUGCAGUUCCGUCAACUGCUUCUGGACGCCCGCUAUCUAAACAGAUGUGA
Dovyalis caffra is the source of this 762-nucleotide messenger RNA. NCBI's taxonomy places the organism in Eukaryota, Viridiplantae, Streptophyta, Magnoliopsida, Malpighiales, Salicaceae. The record is from the annotation of a GenBank genome assembly.